AUGUCAAAAGUCCUUGUGCUCCAAACAGACAAGGUCCUGAAGGAGAAGAGGAGACAGUUUAUCCGCUCAGUGGGCGCAGGUACCAUAAAUGGCUUGCUGGAUGAAUUAUUAGAGAAAAGGGUGCUGAACCAGGAAGAGAUGGAGAAAGUAAGAGAUGAAAAUCCUACAGUUAUGGAUAAAGCCCGAGCUUUGAUUGACGCUGUCAUUCAGAAAGGGCCCCAGGUGACUGCCACCUUGCAGGGACCUCCUCAGCCAGUGCAGGACAACCCAGCUACGCUCACAUCCUCAGCCCCAGGAGGGAGCCUCAAGCUUUGCCCCCUUGAAACAGCCCGAAGGAUCUGGGACGAACAGUCAGCAGAGGUGCCGUGCUCAGAACAAAAGGACAGAGUGGGAUGAAAGAUUCACUGGAGGCCAUUCUGAAGUGCAGUGGCUUUUCCUUAGAGCCAAGUUCAUUGAAAGGUUCUGAAGAACCUUUCAUCCUGUCAUUCCCCUUAUAUAAAGGAUCCCUAUGUCCUGGAAUCUGAAGUUUGUACAGAAAGCUUCAGGUUUGGUCUAAUUCCUUAAGUAAAUAAAAAUACUCAUAACAAUAGCAAUGGCA
Messenger RNA from Lemur catta (Ring-tailed lemur), 598 nucleotides. Its product is annotated as caspase recruitment domain-containing protein 16-like. Gene Ontology annotation, molecular function: caspase binding; cysteine-type endopeptidase activity. The record is from RefSeq and is a predicted model, not a curated record. Gene Ontology annotation, cellular component: protein-containing complex. Gene Ontology annotation, biological process: regulation of apoptotic process; proteolysis. The transcript has 3 exons. NCBI's taxonomy places the organism in Eukaryota, Metazoa, Chordata, Mammalia, Primates, Lemuridae. The coding region runs from base 1 to 396 and encodes 131 amino acids.